Parnassius apollo (apollo) is the source of this 3567-nucleotide messenger RNA. The record is from the annotation of a GenBank genome assembly. Lineage: Eukaryota; Metazoa; Arthropoda; Insecta; Lepidoptera; Papilionidae.
AUGCUGGUGACCUAUUUGGAAGCCAGCCGGGACCUUUGCGAGACGGACUCAAUUCUCUUUGGCGCCGCACUGGCAGUCUGCCGUAUUAUAGGCGCCAAACUUUCCACGACUGGACGCACUACUGGACAAAGUAGUGCUAUCCCAGCCUGGAGAACAAGAAUUGAAGAACGUAUCGCAAAGGCUAGGGCCCUCAUCGGCAGACUGAUAUGCUUCAGGUCAGGCAAUACCAGGCCAAGGAUUGUGCGCACCGUCAGGAUGGCGUUUGCUGGGACAAAUGUUAGUUUGUCCCAGCCGGAUAUAAUGCAAAAACUGACGGAGCGCAUAGACGACCUGAAGCAGAGAAUCGCUGCUUGGGGAAAGCGAAUUCGGCGAUAUACCGAGAGGUCGACACGGUUCAACCAGAAUCGUCUCUUCCAGAGUGAUCAGAAGAGGCUCUAUAAAUCAUUGGAGCGACCAAUGGUAAGUGGAACGGGCCCAGUACCGAAUCAGGCCGACACGGUCGCAUUCUGGCGCAGCCUGUGGUCAGAGCCCGUAAACCACAACGAGGGCCCUUGGACGGAAGUUGUGGCGAGUCAGUGUGCGGGUAUUACGCCCAUGGACCCCGUCACCAUAACGCCGGAUGACGUAGCUGAGGCGGUCCGUAGGGCCCCGAACUGGAAAAGUCCGGGACUCGACGGGCUGCAUCACUACUGGCUGAAGGGGUUCGUGGUGUGUCACACUGUGCUCGCCCGACAGUUUCAAGAGGUUCUCAACCAGAAGUCGCUCCCGAGCCUCUUCACUACUGGGAUCACCCAUUUGGUUCCUAAAGGCCAGAGUUCUACAAGAUAUAUGAGUGCAACAAUUCAGAAUGAAAUGAUUGAGAGCUUGGGGACCAAACUUGAAACCCAUCUACUAGAACAAAUUAGGGCGUUACCGUUUUUUGCCAGCAUAAUGGAUAUGACACAGGACAUAUCGAAGAUAGAUCAGCUAAGAAUUGUUGUGAGUGUAAUGAAUGACAUCAAACAUGCAUUUAAAACUUUACAAAAAUGCGACAUCAAUUUGGGCGGGGCAAGUAAAGCUUUAGCAGAGACCAAAACAAAGUUGCAAAUUUAUGGAAAUGAUUUCGAAUUAUUCAAGUGCAAAGCCAGUGAAACUGCAAUAAAAUAUGCACAACUCAGCCUCAUUUUAGCAAGGCCAGCCGAAAUGACUAUACUGAGUAAAGUUAUUGAUUUCAAGCAGAUGCAGAAUAUUACAACAGAUUUUAAUAGAUUAGGAGACAGGUGUUAUCUAGAUCAUGCAGGUGCUGCAUUGUAUCCACAAUCACUGCUCCAACAUGUUCAUGAUGAUUUACUCAAUAAUGUUUAUAUGAAUCCACAUACUGAUAGAUACACCAAAGAUUGUAUUGAGCAAAUCAGAUGUUUGGUCUUAAACCAUUUUCAUACAGAUCCAUCUAAAUAUUCUGUAGUAUUUACCUCGGGAGCAACACAAUCAUUAAAACUUACUGUGGAAGCAUUUGAUUUUGCAUCAAACACAAACGAUGGAUUAGACUGUGGAUCAUUUGUUUAUCUCAAUGAAAACCACACAUCAGUACUUGGUUUAAGAGAAAUAGCAGGGGAUAAGAAUGUAGAUAUUAUAAAUAUAUCUCAUGAGAAUUUUCUCAAAUCUAUUAAACAUACAGAGACUACUACAAAACCUACAGUUAAAGAUAAAACUGAUGGCAAUAUCCUUCUUGCAUAUCCAGCUUUAAGCAACUUCAACGGUUUUAAGUAUCCUAUAGAUUGUAUACAAAAUAUAAAAAAUGGGUGUUUGAACAGAUAUUUGAUGAAACAUUUAUGCAAAGUAAAUUGUAAUUGGUAUGUUUUACUUGAUGCAGCAUCUUUUGUACCGUCAAAUAAUUUAGACUUGUCCCAGACGCAACCAGAUUUUGUAUGUCUGUCAUUUUACAAAAUUUUUGGGUACCCUACUGGAUUGGGUGCACUUUUAAUUAAAAACGCGAGCGGAGAUGUUUUAUGUAGAAAACGAUAUUUUGGUGGUGGAACUGUCGAUAUUGUAUUGAGUAACGAGAACUUUCACGUGAAACGAAAAAUUCUCCAUGAAAGAUUAGAAGAUGGAUCUCUUCCAUUUUUAUCAAUAUUAGCAUUAAAACAUUGCUUUGACACAUUACAUAGGUUAAUUCCUAAAACAAUUAACAAUGAUAUCAUGGACACUAUAGCUUAUCAUACAUAUAAUUUAGCUAAAGAUUUAUAUAAUCAGUUAAAAGAACUUCAUCAUCCAAAUGGAAACAAAGCCGCUAUCCUCUACAUGGAUUCAGAUUUUUUAGAUAUAAAAACACAGGGUGGGAUUGUCACAUUUAAUCUUCUAAGAGAUGAUGGAUCAUACAUUGGUUAUAUGGAGUUCCAAAACAUGGCAGACUUAUUCAACAUUAAUGUGAGAACAGGUUGUUUCUGUAAUUCUGGUUCAUGUCAAAGACAUCUAAAUGUAGCCAACAGAGAAUUGAAGGAAAUGUACAAAGCUGGUCACACGUGUGGUGAUGAAACAGACUUAAUCAAGGGAAAACCGACUGGCGCUAUUAGAAUCUCAUUUGGAUAUUAUAACACGUUUAAUGACGUGGAUAAACUUAUUUUAAUGAUCUGUCGAUGUUUCGUACGUACGAACUUCAAGAUACCAAAGCGUUUAAUGACUUAUCCCACACAAUUUACAGCCGCCUCCAAAUCUAUUAAUAAAUCAUACGAAGAUGAAAUGCUCAACUUAUCAAGUGACAGAGUUUACUUAAACACCAAUUAUCUGUCGUCCGAAGUGACUGAUGAGGGGAACAACAUUGUUCUAGAUGAAAUAGCUAUAUAUCCAGUAAAAUCGUGUGGAGCCUUCAAAAUAAGAACAGCUUGGAAAAUAGGAUCGAAAGGUUUUGAGUUUGAUAGGGAGUGGAUGAUAGUAAGAGAAAAUGGUAUAUGUCUAACACAAAAGCAAAGUACAGAAAUGUGUAUGAUUCAUCCAGAAAUUGAUCUGAAACACAAACUUUUGACUCUAAAUUUUAAAGGUAUGCCUUCAAUAUCCAUAUCACUAAAUCAAGUUACAGAAAAUGUAAACAGUCAUGGAUCAUUGUGCAAUAGUAAAGUUUGCAUGGAUGUAGUAAAAGGCCAUGACUGUGGAGAUGAAGUUGCAGAUUGGGUCUCAAAUGCAUUAGGAAUUUCAUAUCUAAGAUUAAUAAGACAAUCAAACACUGAAAACAGAAUACAGAAGAAAAAUAUUGAAGCCAAUAUUGAAAACUUAACUGACCGUUUUAGAGGAAACUUGAUUAUUGACAUGGAAGACGAAUUAGUUGAAAAGGAAUGGCAAAGGGUAAUAAUAGGAAGUCAUGAGUUUAAGGUGGAAGGAACUUGUCAAAGGUGUCAAAUGGUAUGCAUUGAUCAACAAACAGGAGAGAAAACUGCUGAACCUCUCAGAACUAUUUCGGAGCAAUUUGCAGGAAAAAUGAGAUUUGGCAUAUAUUUAAGUUACAUAGAUCCAGUAAAUGGGGCUAAAGAUAAGUUAUUAAAAGUAAAAUCACAAGUCAAACCCGUAAUAAAUGACGAUAACAUAAGCAGAUGA